Messenger RNA from Carcharodon carcharias (great white shark), 2726 nucleotides. RefSeq names its product gastrula zinc finger protein XlCGF8.2DB-like. Bases 507 to 1535 code for a protein of 342 amino acids. Gene Ontology annotation, cellular component: nucleus. Lineage: Eukaryota; Metazoa; Chordata; Chondrichthyes; Lamniformes; Lamnidae. The transcript has 2 exons. Gene Ontology annotation, molecular function: DNA-binding transcription factor activity, RNA polymerase II-specific; RNA polymerase II cis-regulatory region sequence-specific DNA binding. The record is from RefSeq and is a predicted model, not a curated record. Gene Ontology annotation, biological process: regulation of transcription by RNA polymerase II; central nervous system development.
UGCAGGUGAUGUUUGCAGCCGAGAAGAGUCCAUGGGCCAGGGUGAGAGGUUGCAGCCCCUGCAGAGUUACCUGAAGGAGCUCAUCCUCAACUUUUGGUGACACUUCAGCCCCACGCUCCUAAUCUUUGGCCAGUGUGAAGGGUGCAAGAGGGAGAUCAUUUACACACAGGAAACUUAAACCAAACAUCACAUCAAGAUCUGACAGAGUCACUCCAUUCAUCAAGACCUGAAUAUCAUGGAUCUUUGACUGUGGAAGAGGAAAUGUUUGUCUGUUCUGUCUGUGGGAAAAGAUUUCAAACAUCAGUGUGACUGGAAAAGAACCGAAGCACAGACACACCCGAAUCAGAGUGUUCCAGUGAACUGACUGUGGAAAGAGCUUUAACCAGUUACACAACCUUAAGAAUCAUUGCACCAUUCAGAGUGGGGAGAAAGCAGACAUUUGUUCUGUGUGUGGAUGAGGCUCCAACUGAUCAUCAAAUUUGGAGAGACAGAGGGACACAGGCACCAUGGAGAAACUGUGGAAAUGUGAGGACUGUGGGAAAGGAUUCAAUCGUCCAUCCCGACUGGAAAACCAUCGACGCAGUCACACUGGGGAAAAGCCGUUCACCUGCUCCGAGUGUUGGAAGGGAUUCAUUCAGUUAUCCAACCUGCGGACACACCAGCAGAUACACACUGAAGAGAGACCAUUCACCUGCUCCGAGUGUGGGAAGAGAUUCAGUCAGUUAUCCCACCUGCUGACACACCAACGAGUUCACACUGGAGAGAGACCAAUCACCUGCUCCAAGUGUGGGAAAGGAUUCACUCAGUCAUCAAACCUGUUGACACACCAGCGAAUUCACACGGGGGAAAGACCAUUCACCUGCUCCAAUUGUGGGAAGGGAUUUACUCAGUUAUCCACCCUGCUGAAACACCAGCGAGUUCACACUGGAGAGAGACCAUUCACCUGCUCUAAGUGUGGGAAGGGAUUCACUCAGUCAUCAAAUUUGCUGACACACCAGCAAGUUCACACUGGAGAGAGGCAUUUCACCUGCACAGUGUGUGGGAAAGGAUUCACUGUGUCCUCUGACCUGCUGAAGCACCAGCGAAUUCACACUGAGGAGAGGCCGUUUAGCUGUACUUCCUGUGGAAAGAGAUUCAGGUCUUCUUUCAACUUCAAAGUACACCAGCGAGUUCACACUGGGGAGAGGCCCUUCACCUGCUCCGAGUGUGGGAAGGGAUUCAUUAAAUCAUCCAACCUACUGAUACACCAGCGAGUUCACACUGGGGAGAGGCCAUUCACCUGCUCCGAGUGUGGGAGGAAAUUCACUCAAUCAUCCAACCUGCUGACACACCAGCGAAUUCACACUGAGGAGAGGCCGUUCCAUUGUACUUCCUGCGGAAAGAGAUUCAGGUCUUCAUUCCACCUCAGUGAACACCAGCGAAUUCACACAGGAGAGAGGCCAUUCACCUGCACCAAGUGUGGGAAGGGAUUCACUCAGUCAUCCAACCUACUGAGACACCAGCGAGUUCACAUUGGGGAGAGGCCAUUCAUCUGAUCCAAGUGCAGGAAGGGAUUCAGUUGGUCAUCCCACCUGCUCAGACACCAGUGAAUUCACAAGUGACUGCAGGGGUUAGAUUCUAUUGUUGCUGCUGUUAAUCACAGCCAGGGCUGAACCAUAUUCCUUCUGACAGUUGUGGUUUGGUUCUGCUGAUGUUAAUAAUCCCUGUAACAGGUCUGAAGUUUAAUAUUCUGGACCUAUAGCUGAUUGUGUUCUCGGGGCUGCAGUGUCCAUUUAUGAACAGCUGUCUCUGACUUUUCCCCAUAAUUCAGGAACUCUCGUCAGAAAUUAGUUUACAACAAAAUUCUGAUAUUUUACUUCAAUCUCAAAUUGAUCUUUGGCACGAACUCUACAAUUCAUUGUCUGAGAGGUUUUGAUCAGGCAGAUAGAGAAUGUUUCCUUUUGUGGGGAAGAGCAUAACUAGAGACCAUAAAUAUUGGAUAGUCACCAAUAAAGCAAAUUGAGAAUUCAGAAGAAACUUCUUUAUCCAAAGGGUGUUGAGAAAGUGGAACUUGCUACCACUGGGAGUGGUAAAAGUGAAUCGUAUAGCUUUUGUUUAGUUGAAAAGAGUGCACUUUGUGGAUGUGUUCAUUUAUUUGUGCAAAGGACAGGGCCCUGUAUGUGAAUAUAUGUAGUUUCUAGCAUGUGUAAUUGAGCUACAUUGUGAGACCGACUGAUAAUCUUAAAUUGGUUGUUUGUGUAAUUCUCAGCACAGUCAGGAUUGUUGAGUAGGUGUUGUCUAAUCAUGGAAUGACAUCUAAUAUUAUUUAAGAGAAAGCUAGGCAAGCACAAGAGAAGGAAAUAGAUGGUUACAAUGAUACAUUUUGAUGAGGAAUGAUAGGUGGAGGCUCUGAAGGAGCUUAAACACCAGCAUGGACUGGCUGGGCCAAAUGGCCUCUUUCUGUGUCAUGUAUCAGAUGUAAUUACACUGCUGAAGGGUCUGGUCCUAAUUUUUAGACUAUCCCACCUAUUCCUAGACUGCCUAACCAGUGGAAAUUAUUUCCAUUUACCCUCUGUUCUCCUUAAUAUGCUCGAUUCAGCUUUUACCGACACUGUUAAUCACAUCCAGAACUGAACCAUGUUCAUUAUGACAGUUGGGGUUUAUUUCUACUGGUGAUAAUAAUCUCUGUAACUGGGUUGGAGUUUAAUAUCUUGAUAUUUGUUAAAUAAACCAGCUUUUGUUUCAAA